AUGACGAAUCUCGAUCAAAGAAUAUUAAGUUGUUUCGCUCCAACCAAAUGUGCCAUAAAAGCGAGUUCACUGCAAGAAUACCAAAGAGUAGUGCGGUUGGAUUUCGUUGAAGAAAAACGAGCCUUUGAUAUGAAAGAAUCAACGGAGCCAGGGAGCACAAUUGAAAGCCUAAAUUCGACGAGUAAAAYGUACCAGAACUCCAAAGAAUAUGGAUCUGAGGCGAGGGAGAUCAAAGAUGUCGAUCCAAGCAAUAAAGGAAAAGGCGGAUUUCGAGCUACUAUAUUUAUUUUCGCAUUGCUUAGCUUUGAGAACAUGGGCUUUGUGGCAAAUAUGGUGAGCCUGGUUCAGUACUUUCUUCUGGUGAUGCAUUUUGAUCUGCAAACUGCUGCAAAUACUCUCACCAACUUUCUUGGUUCUGCAUUUUUGCUCUCUCUUCUUGGUGGCUUCCUUUCCGACACCUAUAUCAACAGGCUCACCACCAGUCUCAUUUUCGGCGUCCUCGAAAUUCUCGCAUUAGUGAUGAUCACAGUCCAAGCCUACUCCCAAGAUCUUCUCCCGAAACCUGACUGUCUCAAGGACUGCGUCCGGGGCCGCAUUGCGUUCGUAUUCUACACCUCGCUGUACCUCCUCGCGGUCGGGUCGGGCGGGGUGAGAGGCGCUCUGCCCGCGCUCGGCGACCAGUUCGACCAGAAGGAUCCGAGGGAGGCCAAAGCUCUGCCCACAUUCUUCAACUGUAUGUUGCUCAGCGUCGUGGUCGGCGCCGCCGUGGGAGUGACUGUGAUCGUGUGGGUCGCAGUUAACAAGGCCUGGUUUUGGGGGUUCUUGAUCUCCGCCGUCGCCACUGCCGUCGGGUUUGUUGUCUUUGCCGUUGGGAAGCCAUUUUAUAGGCUUCAUGUGCCUGGUGAAAGCCCAGUCUCGAGGAUCAUUCAGGUUAUUGUCGUGGCAAUUAGAAACCGAAGGUUACCCUUGCCGGACUCACCGAGCGAAUUGUAUGAGAUUAGUGACAAAUAUUAUUUGGAUUCCAUUGACUCUAAAAUUGCACACACCAAUCAGCUCAGGUUUCUUGACAAAGCUGCAAUUCUCCCAAAUGAUUCAGAAGCCCAAGCAUGGAAAGUUUGCAGUGUAACUCAAGUAGAAGAAGUGAAGAUCAUAACAAGAAUGGUGCCCAUAUUCAUCAGCACCAUUAUCAUGAACACUUGCUUGGCCCAGCUCCAAACUUUCUCUGUGGAACAAGGCAACACUACAAUUAUGGACAGAAGCCUUGGCCAUCUCCAGUUCCCAGCACCUUCAAUCCCUGUCAUCCCUCUGGUUUUCAUGGCAUUUCUCAUCCCGCUCUACGAGUUUGUCUUUGUCCCCUUCGCACGUAAGAUCACCCACCACCCCUCGGGCAUCACCCAGCUCCAGCGCGUCGGGGUUGGACUGGUACUCUCGGCCAUAUCAAUGGCGGUAGCAGGGCUGGUCGAGGUGAAGCGGCGGAACCAAGCGACGAACCAUCCGAACCAACCGAUGAGCCUGUUUUGGCUGUCGUUCCAAUACGGUAUAUUUGGAAUAGCAGACAUGUUCACCCUGGUGGGGCUGCUGGAGUUCUUCUAUAAGGAGGCUCCUGUGGGGAUGAGGUCCCUCUCCACUUCAUUCACAUGGCUCUCCCUUUCAUUUGGCUACUACUUGAGCUCCAUCUUUGUGAAUGUGGUGAAUAAGGUCACUAGAAACAUAGCUCCAAGCAAAAAGGGUUGGGUUGAAGGCCAGAUUCCGGAGGACUUGAACCACAACAAUUUGAAUCUCUUCUAUUGGUUCUUGGCCAUUCUUAGUAUUUUGAACUUCUUUCAUUACUUGUAUUGGGCGUCGUGGUAUAAGUACAAGACCGAGGAGCCGAUUGCGGAGUUGGAUGGAGGGGGAGGAGAAGACGCUCCGAUUGUUCAAGACAAUCGGGCGUCGAAUGGAGGAGGAGGGGGAGAGGAGGGCGCUUCGAUUAUUCAAGACAAUCGGGCGGAGGGAGAAGGAGAAGAAGGCGCUCCAAUUCUUCAAAAGGAGGAGGGCAGUGAUGUGAAGGCUGAUCGGUAUAGUGAAGAAAAAGAAGCAAAUUGA
Messenger RNA from Momordica charantia (bitter melon), 2085 nucleotides. Lineage: Eukaryota; Viridiplantae; Streptophyta; Magnoliopsida; Cucurbitales; Cucurbitaceae. The record is from RefSeq and is a predicted model, not a curated record.